AUGAGCAAAACGAAGCACGAUCUUGAUCAUCCAAUUUGAACACGUAACCUCGCUGCCUAAAACUUCAGACUGUCGUUGAAACGAGACAAUAUGGGCCUUAUGGGAGUUUGAAAGAGCCAGGACCGCAGGCGCAGACUCGUUAUAUGACGCGACAUGUAUUAAUAAAUCAAUAAAUUCAACGUGUACCGUCUCAGUCAGCCAAAAAUUAAAUCCGUGUCUGUCCUCAAAGAAGACAGGAUCUGCUUUCCUCUAUGGGACGGAGCACCGGUUUACUUCAUAUAGGAAAAGUUGUUUCAUUUUGAGCACCUUUCAUCCAAGAAUGAACUAGUAUAUGUCAAGACAACGACGAAAUGAGCACGGUUACGAUGCGAGGGGGGGUUCGCGAAGGAGGCGAUAAAACGACUUCGAAUACAGAGGCUCACUUCAAAAUACUGUUACUAGGUGACUCGAAUGUGGGGAAGACCAGUCUCCUGCGACGUUACACCGAACAAGGGGCAAACCCAGCAGAAGUUCGACCCACCAUUGGAAUGGACUUCCGAGUCCGAACAAUUCGUAUAGGAAAUCACAGGAUCACUCUCCACAUAUGGGACACAGCCGGUCAAGAACGAUUCAAGAGUAUCACUUCGUCGUAUUUUCGGGGCGCAGAUGGCGCGUUGCUGGUGUACGACGCGUCGAGCAGGGCGAGUUUUGCAGGGUUAACGGGCUGGUUGAAGGAAUUAAACCGGCGAGCUACGGAGCCCGUCGUUAAAGUCCUGGUGGCAAACAAAGCGGACCUGUCACCAUCAAAGGUUCCAAAUACGGAAGGCCGUGCCCUGGCAAAUGCUCAUAACAUGUCGUUCAUGUCUACAUCUGCUGCCACAGGAAGCAACGUCACGUCAGCGUUUUUUGUGCUUGCUCAACGGCUGAUUGAAGAAAGUGUCAAAUUCAAUAAUCCAAGAGAUUAUCCUCAAGCAGGAGAUGGGCCAUUCGACAACGGCAUGGAGAGCAACGGUUCAUUGGGCGCCGUCCAUAUCGGCAAAACGGUUUCCAGAAUGAGGAGAAUCUGUGAUUUUAUUUAAUAUCGUCGCCAUUUAAUGGGGUUGAGUGUUUUAAAUAAGCACGUAUGAAAUGGAAGAAGCUAUGCCGUUAAAGUUCAAUGAUGUUCGUCAAGAGCAGCGUCCGUAGAGGUCGAAUUUAUUAUUUUAGUAAAUUGUGUAUCGGUAAAAUGGGAACCAAGUUCUUAUUGGAAGUUUAGCGAUACAUCCAAUAAACUUGCUCGGAAAUCAACUGGCGAUUUUUAGAUGUAGUAUUCAUGCGUUUUCUAAUAGUUGUAAGGGCUGGACACUGGAGAGAUGCUUGUAAAUAACAUGUGAUUUGUACUAAUUGAGAUUCGAGCUGAGCUAUCACCGUUAUGUGUUACGUUCAUGUGUGUGUGCAAUAUUCUAAGUUUCUACGAUUUUCGGAAUCAUACGUUUUGCGCUUCAAUUUCCUAAAACCGCUUCCAGGUAUGGCUAAUUAACGUCCACACAACUUUUCGAUAUUCGUACGACUG
Messenger RNA from Varroa destructor (honeybee mite), 1531 nucleotides. RefSeq names its product ras-related protein Rab-1B-like. Gene Ontology annotation, molecular function: GTPase activity; GTP binding. Lineage: Eukaryota; Metazoa; Arthropoda; Arachnida; Mesostigmata; Varroidae. The record is from RefSeq and is a predicted model, not a curated record.